Molecule: messenger RNA, 2584 nt
Organism: Populus trichocarpa (black cottonwood)
Lineage: Eukaryota; Viridiplantae; Streptophyta; Magnoliopsida; Malpighiales; Salicaceae
Product: AP2-like ethylene-responsive transcription factor TOE3
Exons: 11
Coding region: 695-2173 (492 amino acids)
Biological process (GO): regulation of DNA-templated transcription
Molecular function (GO): DNA binding; DNA-binding transcription factor activity
Source: RefSeq, a predicted model, not a curated record
GAGAGAGAGAAUUGGGUUUAUUGCAAGAGCCAAAAUAGACACACAUCAUGGCAAAUUUCUUAUCGAACAUCAAAUAAGAAAAAAACAGAGAGAAAUAAGGAAAGGGUCUUCUCUUCCCUUAAAAGAGAGAAAAAAAAACUAUGCACAACUGUGCAAGCAUAUCCUGAGCCAUAAAAACAAGUGGUAGCAAAUGAAAAAGGAAGACAAGGCAAGUUGCUAGAGAGAGAGAGAGAGAGUUAUUAGGGUGGGUGUGGAUGCUUUCUGCUAAAGCUAACUCAAACUGGCCUCGUCUAUGCUGUAUUGGGCAGUCAGGGAUUACCAAGAUCUUGAAACAUUUCUCCCUCUACUAUACCUUUUUGCAACAAAACCACACUCUCCCUGAGGAGUCGUAGGUUGUUUCCUUUGAAUACUCAAACCCUUUCUUUGGCCUUCUCGCUCUUUAUUACAUGAGUAUGCUUCAUUAUUUAUUUGAUUCACUAAAACCAAGAUAAAACUUUCUUUUUGAUAAUGAGAUAAAACCUUCUUCUUUUCAGCUUCCUCUCUUCUUCAAUCAGCCACCGCCAAUAAUAUCUCAGCUGUGUAGCUUUUCUUCCUUCAGCAAUCAUUAUUCUACUCUUGCUUUCAUAUAUGGUGGAGGGUUGUAAAAAAUCUUGCAAUCUGCUUCAAGUUCUAUCUUAAGAAGAGGUUAAAAGAAAUGUGGAACUUGAAUGACUCGCCUGAUCAAACAAGAGACGACGAAUCCGAGGGAUGCUCAAGCCAAAAAACAUCAAAAGAUGGCGAAGUUGACAAGGGCAAAAGGGUUGGAUCCGUGUCGAAUUCCAGCUCUUCUGCUGUGGUAAUUGAGGAUGGAUCAGAAGAAGAGGAUGGUUGUGGUGAGAGAGGAGAUAGAAUAAUCAAGAAGCAUAGCAUAAGCUUCAGCAGCAGCACUAGCAGCAAGAUUUUCGGGUUCUCGGUUCCUUAUGAUCAAGACUCCAUGGACAUGAGUGAUCCACCGGUGACCCGCCAGUUCUUUCCUUUAGAGGAUCAAGAAAUGGGGUCCACAUCGAGCGUUGGAGGUGGUGAUGGAGGUGGAGGUGGAUUCCCUCGGGCUCACUGGGUUGGUGUCAAGUUUUGCCAAUCGGAUUCUUCACUUGUUUCUCAAAAAUCCAUGGAAGUCUCACAGCCAUUGAAGAAAAGUAGGCGAGGACCGCGGUCCAGGAGCUCUCAAUACCGUGGUGUUACCUUCUACCGGAGGACUGGCCGAUGGGAAUCUCAUAUAUGGGAUUGUGGGAAGCAAGUGUAUCUAGGUGGAUUUGACACUGCACAUGCAGCUGCUCGUGCAUAUGACAGGGCAGCUAUCAAGUUUCGGGGAGUGGAGGCAGAUAUCAAUUUUAGAAUUGAAGACUAUGAGGAAGACUUGAAACAGAUGAGCAACCUCACUAAGGAAGAGUUUGUUCAUGUGCUUCGCCGGCAAAGCACAGGAUUUCCUAGAGGAAGCUCCAAGUAUAGAGGUGUAACCUUGCACAAGUGCGGGAGAUGGGAAGCUCGAAUGGGCCAAUUUUUAGGCAAAAAGUAUGUUUAUCUAGGUUUGUUUGAUACUGAGAUCGAAGCUGCAAGGGCCUAUGACAGAGCUGCAAUGAAGUGCAAUGGCAAAGAGGCAGUGACCAACUUUGAUCCCAGCAUUUAUGAAAACGAGCUUGAAUCAUCAGGGAAUGCUGCGGCUCACAACCUUGAUUUGAGCUUGGGCAAUCCAGCUUCAAAGCAAAGUAGCAUGGAGCAACUUUCAGCAGCAAUGCCACUUGAACCCAACUGGCAAAAUCGGGGGUUCAGGCCUAAGCUUGACCUGUAUAGGGGUGACAACGAUGGACAUGGAAGAGAUCGGUAUCGGGAGACUGAAACGACUCAGCUUCUUAGCAAAAUCCACAUUCAAUCUCUAGCAUCACUCAAGUCUAGUGAAAUGCCAACAUAUGUGCAGUUCAGGAGAUCGCAUGGAGAUGGUCAGAUGCUUCAUGUUCUUCCCCCACAGUUCAAUCCACCAAAUUAUCAAGUCCAGUAUCCAAGCAGCAGUAGUGGAGGCCGAAUCGGAAGUGAUCUUUCCCUCUCUCCCACCGAGCUUCAUCAUCGUCAUCAUUAUCAGCAAUGGCAAGCAGGACCUCCCCAGUUUGCAAAUGCUGCAGCAUCAUCAGGAUUCUAACAGCAGAUUAGGACUCCACAAAAUUGGCUGCAGAAAAAUGGGUUCGUCUCACGAGACCCUCUCAAACCAUGUAUAAAGUAGCCGUUCAUCUUCCUUGCGAAUGCAAUCUUUCAAUCCUUACCAUGCUUGCUAGCUGUGACAUGCAAAGAGCAGGCUUUUAACUAUGAGGCAUAUCUUUCUUUUCACUGUCCAACCAUUCCCAAGAGAGCCACCCCCAACAAACAACAAAUUGUUGGCCAAGAAAGAACCAAGAGAUAAGGAAGUUCCGAGUCUUUGGGAAAGGUUGGUCAUCAGUUUGAACUAACGAAGGGACGAAAUCUUCAACUAGAUAUAAAUUUAUUUCUGGGUUCUGACUAAAACAGUUGGCUUUGCUUUUCUUCAUUUUUAAUAAUAAUACUGUUUGUUGCUCUU